Messenger RNA from Brachypodium distachyon (stiff brome), 1587 nucleotides. Its product is annotated as beta-D-glucosyl crocetin beta-1,6-glucosyltransferase. Bases 82 to 1521 code for a protein of 479 amino acids. The record is from RefSeq and is a predicted model, not a curated record. NCBI's taxonomy places the organism in Eukaryota, Viridiplantae, Streptophyta, Magnoliopsida, Poales, Poaceae. The transcript has a single exon. Gene Ontology annotation, molecular function: UDP-glycosyltransferase activity.
CUCGCAGAUUCAUCCAUCGAUCCAUUUCAUCUGCGAUCUGCAGGUCUCUGUCGAAAGGAGCUUCGAUCGCCGGUGGCCGCCAUGGCGCAGGCGGAGCGCGAGCGGCUGAGCGUGCUCAUGUUCCCGUGGCUCGCGCACGGCCACGUCACCCCGUACCUCGAGCUCGCCAGGCGACUCGUCGCCACCUCCUUCCCCAACCUCGACGUCGUCGUCCACCUCGUCUCCACGCCGGCCAACCUCGCGCACAUCGCCACCCCAUCAUUACCAUCCAACCUCCACCUCGUCGAGAUCCGCCUCCCGGCCGAAGAACUCCCGGCGUCGCUGCACACCACGAAGCGCCUCCCGCCCCGCCUCAUGCCGGCGCUGAAGCACGCCUGCGACCUGGCCGCGCCGCGGUUCGGGGCGCUCAUCGACGAGCUCCGCCCGGACCUCGUCCUCUACGACUUCCUCCAGCCAUGGGCGCCGCUCGAGGCCGCCAGCCGCGGCGUCCCCGCGGCCCACUUCAGCACCUGCAGCGCCGCCGCCACCGCCUUCUUCCUCCACUGCCUCAGGACGGAUCAGUCGCCUAGCGCGUUCCCUUUCGACGCCAUCAGCCUUGGCGGCGCCGCCCAGGACGCCAGGUACACCGCACUGCUCGCCUCCGCCGGCCGUGGCAAGGACGACGACUCCCCGCCGCCGCUGGUGCCCGAGCGCGACCGCCUGCCGCUCAGCCUGGACCGGUCGACGGUGUUCGUGGCCGUCAAGACCUGCGCCGACAUCGAGCGCAAGUACAUGGACUACCUCUCCCAGCUCACCGGCAAGGAGAUCGUCCCCGUCGGCCCGCUGCUCGUCCACGACGACCCGAGGAACCCCGGCGGCGAAUCCUCGGAGGAGGACGCCAUCAUGGCGUGGCUCGACGGGGAGGAUCCGGGCUCCGUGGUGCUGGUCUCCUUCGGGAGCGAGUACUUCCUCUCGGAGCGCCAGAUGGCACAGAUGGCCCGCGGGCUCGAGCUCAGCGGCGCCCCUUUCCUCUGGGUCGUCCGCUUCCCCGACGACGACAACGACAGCAGCGGCGCGGCGAGGUCGCUACCGCGGGACUACGCGCCGGCGCGGGGGAAGGUGGUGCAGGGGUGGGCCCCGCAGCGGCUGGUCCUGGCCCACGGCGCCUGCGGCGCGUUCCUGACCCACUGCGGGUGGAGUUCGGUGCUGGAGGCCAUGGCGGUGGGGGUGCCAAUGGUGGCCCUGCCGCUGCACAUCGACCAGCCGCUCAACGCCAACCUGGCCCUCGAGCUCGGCGCCGCCGCGGCAAGGGUGGAGCAGCCGGAGCGGUUCGGGGAGUUCAGGGCGGAGGACGUGGCCCGGGCCGUGCGUGCCGCCGUGAACGGGGAGGAAGGGAAGGCGGCCAGGCGGCGCGCGGCGGAACUCAGGGAGGUCGUGGCGCGGAAUAACGACGGCGACGGUGCUCGGCGGCAGGUCGGCGUGCUGCUGGAGAAGAUGGCUAGGCUUUGUGGGAAAGGCCAGGGCCAGGCCGUGGCGAAUUAGUAGUGGGCUUUUUUAGCUCGGUUUGAGAAUAAUAAAGAGGUUGAGUGGGCCGUGUUUCUCUCUUGA